Messenger RNA from Caenorhabditis remanei, 963 nucleotides. RefSeq lists its product as uncharacterized. The record is from RefSeq and is a predicted model, not a curated record. The transcript has 7 exons. Gene Ontology annotation, molecular function: oxidoreductase activity. The coding region runs from base 1 to 963 and encodes 320 amino acids. Gene Ontology annotation, cellular component: endoplasmic reticulum. Lineage: Eukaryota; Metazoa; Nematoda; Chromadorea; Rhabditida; Rhabditidae.
AUGUCUGCGGUUCUGUGGAGUGCUCUACAGUUUGCUGUUGUCUCUUACGGGUGUGUUCGUGUGCUCAAGUUCCUCUACAUCAUAUGCAAAAGUAUUCUUGUUCAUUUCAUCACACCAAAGCACGAUUUGCAAUAUCUGAAGGACACCUGGACUGUAAUCACUGGAGGAACCGAUGGUAUUGGAAGAGCUUACAUCGAGGAAUUGUGCAAGGAAAGAGGAAUCAAAAAGUUCUACUUGAUCGGACGCAACAUUAAUAAAUUGAACAAUACUCGGAAAGAAUUGGAAGAACGAUAUGGAUGCGAAGUGAAGACUCAUGUUCAUGAUUUUGAAAAAGAUGACUUGUCUGCUCUGCCGAAGGACCUCUCCACUUUGGACAUCGGAAUUUUGAUCAAUUGUGCUGGAAUCGCGCCACACAUCAUCGGAACUUUGACAGAGUUGCCGGAAGGAUUGGCUUCCACUAUUCUUCGUGUCAAUUUGAUGUCUUCUGUGAAGAUGACCGAGAUAGUGUUGCCAAACAUGGUUAAGAAGAAACAAGGAAUCAUUGUCAAUAUCUCAUCAAUGACUGGUUGGAGACCACUUCCGUAUCUCAGCUCAUAUCCCGCUAGCAAAGCUGCUCUCUCCUUCUUCUCUGAUUCACUUUCUGAUGAGUACCGUGGCACCGGAAUUCGCGUUCAAUGUCUCAUUCCGAUGCUCGUUGCAACCAAAGUCGCUUCCUACGAAGCCGAAGAGGCCAACAACAUCUUCGUGGUCACUCCAGAAAAUUUUGCAAAACAAGCCGUCAGAAUCAUCGGAACAACUUGGGAAAUCACCACUGGAUGUGUGCAACACGAUAUCCAGGUCGCUCUCGGAACGCUUUUCUCCUUCUGGUUCUUCAAAGUCAUGUUUGUUCCAGUUGUGAUGCUCGGAGUCCACAAGCAUCGUGUUGCCUCUUAUCAAGCCAAAAAUUCGAAAAAAAGCGAGUAG